AUGGCAUCUACCGUCAGUGCAGCCUUGAAAUCACGCGUCCGUCGUCCGCAAUUCUUGGACAAAGUCAUGAAGGCGGAAGACACGCUUCAUUUCUUCAAACCUGGCCAGUAUAUGGGCUGGUCCGGUUUCACAGGCGUUGGCUAUCCCAAAAUGAUCCCUACUGCCUUGGCAGAUCACGUCGAAUCCAACAAUCUCCAAGGCAAAAUGAAGUUCAACCUCUUUGUUGGCGCAUCCACUGGUGCUGAGACCGAAGAUCGCUGGGCUAGUUUGGACAUGAUUGACCGCCGCUAUCCCCAUCAAGUCGGCAAGAAUAUCAAAAAAGGCAUCAAUGCCGGUCGGAUCCGCUUCGCCGAUAAGCACUUGUCCAUGUUCCCCCAAGACUUGGUGUAUGGCUAUUACACCAAGGACAAGGAAGGAAGCAAGAACCUCGAUGUCGUGGUUGUCGAGGCCACGGCCAUCCAAGAAGACGGCAGCAUUGUCUUGGGCGCCUCGGUCGGUGCUUCACCAGAACUCUUGCAGAUGGCUGACAAGAUCAUCAUUGAGGUCAACACGAGCAUUCCAUCCUUUGAAGGCUUGCACGAUAUCACCAUGUGUAGACAACCUCCCAGCCGAUUGCCUUACUUGCUUCUUGGUCCUGAAGAUCGCAUUGGCACGUCUGCAGUGCCCAUCGACCCUGAAAAGGUCAUUGCCAUUGUCGAGAGCGACAAACCAGACAACACUGGACCCAACGCACCAGCCGAUGCCACAUCUGAAGCUAUUGCAAACCAUUUGAUCGAAUUCUUAUCGCAUGAAGUCAGCCAUGGCCGCUUGCCAAAGAACUUGUUGCCUAUCCAGUCAGGUAUCGGCAACAUUGCCAAUGCCGUCGUUGGUGGUCUGGCAAACGGUCCGUUCGAGGACGUGUCGGUGUUUACCGAGGUGCUUCAGGACACCUUUUUGGAUUUCUUUGAGUCUGAAAAACUCAAAUAUGCCAGUGCUACCUCAAUUCGUUUCUCUCCCGAAGGCUUUAAGCGGUUCUAUGAUAACUGGGAGUAUUAUCGGACAAUGCUCGUGUUGAGAGCACAACAAGUCAGUAAUUCGCCCGAAGUCAUUCGUCGUCUGGGCUGUAUCGCCAUGAACACGCCUGUCGAAGUCGACAUGUACGCACACGCCAACUCGACCAUGGUCUGCGGUUCCGGUAUGCUUAAUGGUCUUGGCGGUUCUGCCGACUUUUUGCGCAACGGCAAAUUGAGUAUCAUGCACACACCCUCUUCACGCCCCACCAAGAGUGAUCCAACCGGUAUUUCGUGCGUUGUCCCCUUUGUCACGCACGUUGAUCAGACAGAACACGAUCUGGAUGUGAUUGUCACUGAACAAGGCUUGGCCGACUUGCGCGGUCUGUGUCCACGCGAUCGCGCGCUCGUCGUGAUUGACAAGUGUGCUCAUCCUGAUUAUAAGCCACUGCUCAAGGACUAUUAUGAUCUCGCCUUGAAAAAGUGUCUGGCGGCCGGUCGUGGUCAUGAGCCCCAUAUGCUGGACAAGGUGUUCAAGAUGCACACUAACUUGAUCGAAAACGGUACCAUGAAGAUUGACUCUUGGUAG
Zychaea mexicana is the source of this 1578-nucleotide messenger RNA. Its product is annotated as acetyl-CoA hydrolase. The record is from RefSeq and is a predicted model, not a curated record. Bases 1 to 1578 code for a protein of 525 amino acids. Gene Ontology annotation, molecular function: acetate CoA-transferase activity; acetyl-CoA hydrolase activity. The transcript has 6 exons. Gene Ontology annotation, cellular component: mitochondrion. NCBI's taxonomy places the organism in Eukaryota, Fungi, Mucoromycota, Mucoromycetes, Mucorales, Lichtheimiaceae. Gene Ontology annotation, biological process: acetate metabolic process.